Messenger RNA from Thrips palmi, 2041 nucleotides. RefSeq names its product zinc finger protein 2-like. The coding region runs from base 93 to 1709 and encodes 538 amino acids. The record is from RefSeq and is a predicted model, not a curated record. Gene Ontology annotation, biological process: regulation of transcription by RNA polymerase II. Gene Ontology annotation, cellular component: nucleus. The transcript is spliced from 6 exons. NCBI's taxonomy places the organism in Eukaryota, Metazoa, Arthropoda, Insecta, Thysanoptera, Thripidae. Gene Ontology annotation, molecular function: RNA polymerase II cis-regulatory region sequence-specific DNA binding; DNA-binding transcription factor activity; zinc ion binding.
CACUCACGAGUCACUACUCGCAGUACGGCGACGGAGAAGAAAAGGAGGAGGAACUCGUAAACAAAGAAGUUUCAUGCGAAUUUUUUUCAGAAAUGUGUGAUUUAAACAGGUUUUGUCGAUUAUGUCUGAGAGAAGAAGGAGUGGAUGUAAAACUCUUCAACCGUCCCAAAGCGAAUGAUGACCUAGCAUUGUAUGAGAAAGUGAAGCGAUGUGUACCUGUUCAGAUCGAGCUGGGCGAUGGUCUUCCUUCUCUAAUCUGCAAGAUAUGUGCAAGCCUCAUAGAGAAAAUAUGGAAUUUCAGAGCUUCAACCGAACUUGUAGAUACAACAAUAAGACAGUUACUGGAAGAAAGAAAUGCCACACUCAAUUUGGAAGAAAAAAUUAAGUCAAUAGCCAGAGGCACUUUAACACCACCAUCUAGAGCAAGGCAGUGCAAGAAGAAAAGUGAACUAGAAAAGCUGUCGCCAGCAUCUUGUAGCACUGCGUCCGAGAGUGAUUUAUGCAAUGAAGCUCUACAGAAUGCAAUACUUAAUUCUCAACCCGACUCCAACGAUGAUUGGGCAGAGACUGGGCUUUCUCUGGAAUCUCCAACUUCUCCUCAGUCACUCAUAAGUGGCAAGGAGGAUGAAGAUUUACCUCUUUCCAAAAUUGGGAGAAAGAGGCUGGAGUAUGUGUGUGAAUUUUGUGGACGAAAGUUUUCAAGAUCAAAUCACUUAGCUCAGCAUGAGCUCACCCACACAAAAGAAAAACCCUUCCACUGUUCAGACUGUGGAAAAAGCUUCUGGUAUAAAGCAUCCCUUAUUGGCCACAUAAAGCAAACACACACCGGUGAUUGCAAUUACACCUGUGAACUUUGUGGAAAGGGCUUUUUUAAGAAAACUGAGCUGACACGGCAUAAACCAACUCAUUCAAAUGAAACCCCACACAAAUGUCCUCAAUGUGGCAUGGGAUUUAAAAUAACAAAAACCUUGAAAAGACAUAUUAGAAAUGUCCACAACGCUCAGAGAUCUCAUGUUUGUCACACAUGUGGUAAAAGUUUUAUCCAACUGCAGACACUUAAGGUGCAUAUGGUUCUUCAUUCUGGAGUUAAACCGUACAAGUGCUCUUAUUGUGGAAGAGGAUUCGCUCAAUCUGCUCCACUCAAAACCCACAUGCGCAUACACACAGGGGAGAAGCCCUAUAGCUGUCAUGUAUGUCAAGAAGCCUUCUCAACACGUACAGCCCUCACUUCCCAUGCAUUCAAGCACAAAAAUGUGUUGCCUUACCCCUGUACUCGAUGUGAAGCUUCCUUUCGGUUCAAGAAAGACUUGGUUUGUCAUGAACAAGGACAUGACGAUGUGGAAGUUCGUUUGAAUCAGUGUCCUAACAUUAAGGAAGAAGGAUCUGAUGGUACCGACCACCUGCAAAGCCAACUGGAACUCACUCAAGGGUCUGAAGCUCACGAUCGACUGGAAGCAGUCUACAAUGAUGAUGAUGAGCAGUUAUUUGACUCAUACAACCCUGUUGAAAAUCAGCCAUUUCCUGGUAGCAACUUGAUUAGUUGUCUCAGCAGUUCCACACUGCAACAAAUGUCACUAAAUAACUCCAUGUCUUCAACAAACACAUUGCAUGAGACAUAUUCCAGCCAUCAUGUUGAUGUUCCUGAGGUAGGUGGCUCUCAAAGGCAUCCUCUCAUACAUAUGCCAAAUUUGUCUAACUGCUGCAAUUGAAGUGCCAAGUAGUUGUAUGUAUCUCAUGGCCCGGCAGUGGGCACAUUGCCUCACUUUUUGUUGCACUUGAACCUCUGAAAUUGACCGCAUCAGUUUAGGAAAUUAACACAUAAAUAGAUAGGGCCAGUAGUGAAGUGGUGAAAUAGGCAGUGCAUCCCCACUCUCUACCUCAUCCCUGGCCCUAAUAAUUCUUAUUUUGCCAUCAACUAAAAUUAUCCUCUGCUUAUUGUUCAAGUUUACCAUAUAUUUAUUUUUCACCAAAGAUUGAAUUACUUCACAGGAAAAAAGACAUGUGGUGUUAAUCAGAAAAUAAAAUGACAUUAAGUUCUUUA